Messenger RNA from Hansenula ciferrii, 1284 nucleotides. RefSeq lists its product as uncharacterized. Bases 1 to 1284 code for a protein of 427 amino acids. The record is from RefSeq and is a predicted model, not a curated record. The transcript has a single exon. Lineage: Eukaryota; Fungi; Ascomycota; Saccharomycetes; Phaffomycetales; Wickerhamomycetaceae.
AUGAUUCCAUAUUAUAAGAUGCUUAGUGGGUUAAGCGCUGAAUUACAACUUGAUGAAGAUGUUAUUUUAUUACAAGGAUUAAAUAAAAGAGAAAGAAAUGACGCGCCACUGAGUUUGAUUAGAGGUUCAUUGAAAGUAAUGGCAAAAGGUAGAAAAAGAUACAUUGAUAAGAUCUUGAUUAGAUUUAUUGGUAGAUCAUCUGAUGUUAUUUAUAAAAAAUCAUUAAAUGCUAGGUAUUUAAGAAGUCAAGAAUCUAAAACUAUAGUUCAAGAUGUUUAUGAAUAUGGUUUCAAUUCAAAUGAACCAUUGAAAGGUUCUUAUUCUUUACCUUUGCUUUUUGUUUUGGAUGCUGAUUUACCUGAAUCUAUAAUCACUGGAUUUGGUAAUAGAACUUAUUGUAUUGAAGUUAUAAUGGAAUUUGAAGGUUUACCUAAAUUAAUGAUUAGAAAACCAAUUCAUUUGAUGAGAGGUCCCUUAGUUGGUUCUCAUAUAACUUCAGAAUGUAUUCAAGCUCUGGGUGAUUGGAGAGAAUAUAUGCAUUAUGAUCUUUCAAUAUCAAUGAAAUAUAUAUCAUUAGGUGAUAGAUUUAAUUUAAAUUUCCAACUGAGACCUUUAUUUAAUGAUCGAACUUCUGAAAUUGAUCAAAUUAAAAUAUUUUUCAUUCAAAAAAUUCAAUGUGAAAAAAGAAGUGAAUUUAUUGGUGAUGGUGAUACACAUGAACUUAAUGAAAAACAUCUUUUAAAAUUAAUUAAUGAUCCUAAAGAAUUGAUUAAAGAUUCAAAUCUUUAUAAUGUUGAGUUAUCAAUCAAAUUACCCAAAUCAAUGCCUUUCAAUAUUCAUCCUCAUAUUUCAAAUAAUCAUUUAGAUGAUUAUCUUAAUCCAAAAAGUUUGAAAAUUACACAUUAUAUCCAAAUGAUUUUGAAAGUGAAAUCAAUAGAGAAAAAUUCCAUCACUUAUAGUAAUUCCAUCAAAGACAAAAGUUUGUCAUUAUCUCAUGAUACAGAACAUCAAACAAGUACCACACCAAUUUCAGAUCAACGUCUUUUAGAUUCAUCACCAUUUACAAGUGGUCAUGUCUUUGCACCAAGACCUAUUCUGAAAAGUGACAUUUAUUUGAGAAUUCCAAUAUAUCUCUUACCUUCAGGUAAAAUUAAUCAACCAUCACCACCAACUUAUGAAGAAGCUACCAAUAAUUCAAAAUCAUCUAAAUCCAAAAAUAAUUUCAAUCCUUUAAGAUUACCAAGGAUUAAAGAUACUAGUUAUCCACCUGCCUAUGUUAUAUAA